This is a messenger RNA of Ectocarpus sp. CCAP 1310/34, 1700 nucleotides long. Lineage: Eukaryota; Phaeophyceae; Ectocarpales; Ectocarpaceae. The record is from the annotation of a GenBank genome assembly.
AUGGCCCGCUCGACAGCCUCAACGGCAGGCUCAGCAGACUCACCGGCAGGCUCAGCGGGCUCAACGGCCCGCUCUACAGCCUCGACGGCAGGCUCGACAGCCUCAACGGCAGGCUCAGCGGAAGCAGGCUCGGUAGCAGCGCUCGACAGCAGGCUCAGCAGCGUCAGCGACAGGCUCAGCGGGCUCAACGAUCCGCUCGACAGCCUCAACGGCAGGCUCAGCAAGCUCAACGGCAGGCUCCGCAGCCGCAACCGCAGGCUCUGCAGCCUCGACGGCAGGCUUUACGGCCUCAACCGCAGGCUCAGCAGAAGCAGGCUCAACAGUAGCAGGCUCGAUAGCAGGCUCGGUAGCAGGCUCGGUAGCACGCUCGGUAGCAUGCUCGGUAGCAGGCUCACCAGCAGCGUCAGCGGCAGGCUCAGCAACCUCUCCCGCGUCAACUUCCGCUUGAGCCCCAACAACGACAGGCUCGACAGCAGGCUCAGCAGCGUCAGCGACAGGCUCAGCGGGCUCAACGGCCGGCUCGACAGCCUCAACCGAAGGCUCAGCAGAUUCAACGGCAGGCUCCACAGCCGCAACCGCAGGCUCUGCAGCCUCGACGGCAGGCUCGACAGCCUCAACCGCAGGCUCAGCAGAAGCAGGCUCAGAGGAAGCAGGCUCGGUAGCAGGCUCGGUAGCAGGCUUACCAGCAGGCUCACCAGUAGGCUCACCAGCAGCGUCGGCGGCAGGCUCAGCAACCUCUCCCGCGUCAACCUCCGCUUGAGCCCCAACAACGACAGGCUCGACGGCAGGCUCAGCAGCGUCGGCGGCAGGCUCAGCAACCUCUCCCGCGUCAACCUCCGCUUGAGCCCCAACAACGACAGGCUCGACGGCAGGCUCAGCAGCGUCGGCGGCAGGCUCAGCAACCUCUCCCGCGUCAACCUCCGCUUGAGCCCCAACAACGACAGGCUCGACGGCAGGCUCAGCAGCGUCGGCGGCAGGCUCAGCGGGCUCAACGACCCGCUCGACAGCCUCAACCGAAGGCUCAGCAGACUCAACGGCAGGCUCCGCAGCCGCAACCGCAGGCUCUACAGCCUCGACGGCAGGCUCGACGGCCUCAACCGCAGGCUCAGCAGAAGCAAGCUCAACAGUAGCAGGCUCGGUAGCAGGCUCGGUAGCAGGCUCACCAGCAGGCUCACCAGCAGCGUCAGCGGUAGGCUCAGCAACCUCUCCCGCGUCAACCUCCGCUUGAGCCUCAACAACGACAGGCUCGACAGCAGGCUCAGCAGCGCCGGCGACAGGCUCAGCGGGCUCAACGGCCGGCUCGACAGCCUCAACGGCAGGCUCAGAGGAAGCAGGCUCGGCUCGGUAGCAGGCUCGGUAGCAGGCUCACCAGCAGGCUCACCAGCAGCGUCAGCGGUAGGCUCAGCAACCUCUCCCGCGUCAACCUCCGCGUGAGCCUCAACAACGACAGGCUCGACAGCAGGCUCAGCAGCGUCGGCGACAGGCUCAGCGAGCGCAACGGCCGGCUCGACAACCUCAACGGCAGGCUCAACAGCAGGCUCAGCAGCAGGCUCAACGGCACGCUCGGUGUGAUCCUCCUCCUCCACCUCGAUGGGCGUCUCAGCAGGCGUUUCCGCGGCCGAGGCAGCGCCCUCAGCCGGGACUUCGUCGGUGGCGGCGGCUUCUGGGACAGACUCGGCUGCCGCCGCGUCCUCAGCGAC